GAGGUGUAAUUCUCGGAACUCUUAUUGUACUGCAGGUCUCAGAGGUGUUAAGGGUAAAAAUUUCCACUGCUACCCCCCUCCCCUUGCAAUAAACCUCUAACUUUACCUUCUGUACAGACAGCUUGCCUUGCACACCCCUGGAUCCCCCUGAACAAGGAUGUGGGUUCUUUUGUUUCUUUUUCUUUUCUCAAUUUGAGCCUAUUCAUAAGGCUGUAUAUUUAUUGGUGAUAUUUUUGACAGUUUUUUUUAAGAGAGAAAGAGAAAGAAAGAAAGACAGAAAGAAAAGGAAUGAAGAAGAGGAAAAAAGAGGAAGAAGAGGAGGGAGAGAGAACAGGAGUGUUGUUGCUUAACUGCCCAGGCUAGAAUGCAGUCUAAAAAUGGGUAUUGAAAACCUCCCUUAUACCGCCAAUUGUGCUUAAUAACGGCCAACCAAUAUUUCAUUUAAACCUGUGAGUAGGUGUGAUGUGGUACUAAGAGUGCAUGUCUUGUGUGUUUAAAGUGGAGAGUUCUAUAAAUGUUUAUUAAGUUUACUUGUUCUGGAUCUGAGUUCAAGUCCAGGAUAUCCUUGUUAAUUUUCUGUCUCAUUGAUCUAUCUAAUACUGAUGUUGAAAUCUCCCACUACUACUGUGUGGGGCGUCCAAGUCUCUUUACAAGUCUUAUGUAUCCUGCAUUGGGUGCGUACACAUCCAGGAUUGUCAGCUCUUCUUGUUGCGUUGAUCCUUUUAUCAUUAUGUCCUCUUUUGAUCUUUUUUUGCUUUAAAAUCCAUUCCAUCAGAGGCGAGAAUUGCAACCUCUACUUUUUUUUUAUUUAUUUAUUUAUUUUGCUCUCCAUUUGGUUGGCAAACCUUUCUCCAUCCCUUUGCUUUGACUCUUUAUGUAUCCUUGCACGUAAGAUGGGUCUGGAUGCAGCAUACCGAUGGGUUUUGGCUGUAUCUUUUGAUUGGGGGAUUUAGUCAAUUUAAAUUUAAGAUUAUUGCCAUUUGAUGUUAGCUGGCUAUUUUGCCCAUUAGUUGAUAUAAAUUCUUCAUUAUGUUGAUACUCUUUACUUUUUGGUAUAUUUUUAUUGUAAGGUAAGGAUGGUAAGGAUGUGGUUUUGCAGCUUAAAUGCCUUGCUCCCCCUGAGCUCGGGGCCAUGGGUUGGAAAGACAUGAGUCCUCCAUGGCCACCGGCAAUAAAGACCCCGCAAUUUGGCAUACUUUUGUCUUGGUGUUGAAUUUUCACUCGCUCCGGUGCAACACUGUAAUCCCAGCACUUUGGAAGGCCGAGGUGGGUGAAUCACGAGGUCAAGAGAUCGAGACCAUUCUGGCCAACAUGGUGAAACCCCAUCUCUACUAAAAAUAUAAAAAUUAGCUGGGUGUGGUGAUGCACGCCUGUAGUCCCAGCUACUCGGGAGGCUGAGGCAGGAGAAUUACCUGAACCCAGGAGGCGGAGGUUGCGGUGAGCCGAGAUCGAGCCACUGCCCUCCAGCCUGGGUAACAAGAGCAAAACUCCAUCUCAAAAAAAAAAAAGAAAGAAAGAAAAAAAGAAAUUCUAGCUCUUUGCCAUCGUUUCUCCUCCCUUGGAGCCGCCGCCAUGAAGGUCGAGCUGUGCGGUUUCAGCGGGUACAAGAUCUACCCCGGACAUGGGAGGCGCUAUGCCGACAGGAAGGUUUUCCAGUUUCUUAAUGCAAAAUGCGAGUCAGCGUUGCUUUCCAAGAGGAAUCCUCGGCAGAUAAACUGGACUGUCCUCUACAAAAGAAAGCACAAAAAGGGACAGUCGGAAGAAAUUCAAAAGAAAAGAACAUGCCGAGCAGUCAAAUUCCAGAGGGCCAUUACUGGUGCAUCUCUUGCUGAUAUAAUGGCCAAGAGGAAUCAGAAACCUGAAGUUAGAAAGGCUCAACGAGAACAAGCUAUCAGGGCUGCCAAGGAAGCAAAAGAGGCUAAGCAAGCAUCUAAAAAAACUGCAAUGGCUGCUGCUAAGGCACCUACAAAAGCAGAACCUAAACAAAAGAUUGCGAAGCCUGUGAAAGUUUCAGCUCCCUGAGUUGGUGGAAAACGCUAAACUG
Molecule: messenger RNA, 2044 nt
Organism: Callithrix jacchus (white-tufted-ear marmoset)
Lineage: Eukaryota; Metazoa; Chordata; Mammalia; Primates; Cebidae
Source: RefSeq, a predicted model, not a curated record